This is a messenger RNA of Gilbertella persicaria, 1107 nucleotides long. Its product is annotated as Endonuclease/exonuclease/phosphatase. The annotation marks the transcript as partial. NCBI's taxonomy places the organism in Eukaryota, Fungi, Mucoromycota, Mucoromycetes, Mucorales, Choanephoraceae. Gene Ontology annotation, molecular function: catalytic activity. The transcript has a single exon. The record is from RefSeq and is a predicted model, not a curated record.
AUGAGGAAACUCAGUAUAGCGUGCAUUAAUGCCAAUGGUAAACUCCGCGAGGAAGCCAUUGAUUCAGUCCUUUAUUAUUGUAAACACAUCGAUCUUUUAUUUAUCACAGAGACCUGGCUCCCUCCAGGAAAAACUAUACCCACAACAUGGCAUCAAUACCAUUUAUACGGCAAAGCAGUUUCUAACUCUUACCGUCAACAAAUGGGUAUAUCCUUGUUUAUCAACCCUACUUCCAAGUUUAACAAAAUUUAUGUGGAUUUACUACAAUCCGAAUACUAUAUGCUCUGUCACAUUGACAACCUGAAAAUAUACUGUUUCUACUUACCACCUUUCCCUUCUUUAGAUAACAAUACAACUAUGCAAAUAAUCAAUUCCAUUCCUUUAAGCAACAAUACAAUUCUAUGCGGCGACUUCAAUGCUAGAAUGGGUAAGUACACUGGUGACCUUCGUUGGAAUCCACGUGGAUCAAAAUUAUCCAAGCACAUACAAGAUAACCACUGGUACAACUGGAAUGUUAAAUGCCAAUAUGGUAUUCCAACCCGUAUCAACUAUCGCCAACAAAGCAAUACUACUGACAACAGUAUUGUUGAUUAUUUUAUAUCCACAUCAGACUUUCAACAAGCUGAUUUACAAAUUAAAACCGACCUUGCGAUCCUAGGAUCUGAUCACAAAAUGCUGGUCUUUUCAUUCUUAUGGGAUGACCUUUCAUUUGCUGACGAUCAACAGCCACAACAACGCAAAAAGUGGAAAGUGGUGCGCCUACAAGAACUCGAUGUUCUUCAAGCGUAUCGCCGUACACUCAAACAACAAUUGCACCAAACACAACUGGAAUCCAAGUUAUCUGAUUUCAUCAACUAUCUAAUAGCUUCUUCAACAGAACUAUUACAAGACCAAUGUACAGAUAACAGAUCCACUCUUGAAUAUCUCACACAGCAAUUUUAUAAUUGUCUGUAUUAUACCCUUGACAACAUCUUGACCGAAUCCGACUAUCGUCCGAAAACUUGGCGAUGGUUCUGGAACAAGUCUCUACAGACUGCAUCAAACUAUAGACAAGCCUGUUACUUUCGUUGGUGUCGUGCCUAUGGCAUCCAAAAAGGUCUCUGGUGG